AUAGCAUAAAUAGUCAAUCACCUUGGCCUCAUCUCCCUCUUUUUUUCUCUACCAACCUUUCCUAAUUCCCAUCCACAUUCUCUUCUGUACAUAAAUCGGCAGCAACUUUUACAAUCACAAUAAAUAAAAAUGAAGGCUCUUUCCAUCGCUACUCUGCUCCUCUGCAGUUCCGCUGCCAUGGCCCACUAUACUCUCGACUACCCACCAACUCGUGGAUUGAAUGAAGAUAACGAGCCUAUUGCUCCCUGUGGAGGUUUCGCAACCGUAGGACAACGUUCUCAAUUCCCCCUGUCAAAGGGAUUCGUUACAAUCAACAGUGGUCAUGUGAAAGCUGAGAUCAAGAUCAAUGUCGCUUAUGGCAACAAUCCAUCAGAAGCUGAUUUCACUGCCGCUGCUUCUACUCCUGCCAGUUCUAGCUCAGUCAAUCAUCCUGGAAGUUCUUGCUUGCCCUUAGAUCUUUCUUCUUUCAAGGGUGCGGCUGACAACACCAAUGCCACCAUCCAGAUUGUUUACAAUGGAGGUGACAGCCCUCUUUACCAAUGCGCUGAUGUUAUUUUGGUGAAUUCUGCUCCCUCCUUCGACCAGUCAAAAUGUGUUAACGAUGACGGCAAAACCCCUUCCACCACCAACCCUGGUGCCAACCCUAGCAACACCCCAAGCGCUGGUGCCGUCCUGUCAGUCAAGAACGCUUUUACGGCGGCUGCCGCUAUGGCGAUGGCAGCUGCCUUGGCUUUCUAA
Messenger RNA from Lobosporangium transversale, 738 nucleotides. RefSeq lists its product as hypothetical. NCBI's taxonomy places the organism in Eukaryota, Fungi, Mortierellomycota, Mortierellomycetes, Mortierellales, Mortierellaceae. The transcript is spliced from 2 exons. Bases 130 to 738 code for a protein of 202 amino acids. The record is from RefSeq and is a predicted model, not a curated record.